AUGAAUGCAUUUGAUAUCAUAAUUCAAAUUGGGAACUUACAUCUCACCUGCCCAAAGUCACUGCUUGCCGAAAAUUCAGACUACUUCAGGUCACUUUUCCAAGGUUCCUAUUCGGAUUCAGACUCCAGUUUCUUCAGACUCCCAGAUCACUUUUCAUUUACAGGAUUUUAUCACAUUUACGAACUUAUGCAUAGGAAAGAUACGCUUCCCUAUGACACUCAAAUAGCUCUCGAAGUUCUUGAGAUUGCUGAUUUUCUUCAAGUUUCUCGAAGUCUGUUUCAGCUCAUACUUGCAUAUAUUAAAAUACACUCUGAUAACGCGACCUUUUGGCUAUCGAUGUGUGAAGGCAAGGAAGAGUGAAACGAACUUAAAAGCAAAGUUCUCAAAAUCUGCAAGGAAGAAAUAAAUGAAAUCAUUUAUGACGAGAAUUUGAAAUCUUUUAAGCUAGAAAAUCUAUUUGAAAUUUUCGAUACAUCUAGAGUUUAUCAGUUAAACGCAGAUGAUGUGAGCCAAAUGCUGGAUACUCUUUUUUGGGUACAAGGAAAUUCGUCAAUUUCCAAACUGCUGCAAACCAUAAGAGAUCACUAUGAAAGUGCAAGCCAAAAUGAAGAUUCAAGCUUUUCAUGAAAAAUUGGAAGCUUAGACUAUGACCAAAAUCAAAAUGGCUACUAUAAAAGAACUUUUGAAUCCGCCACUGAUGUGUGGUGCUUGAAAUCUAAGAUAUCUGAGAGGCUCUACAUAAGUGUAUUUACUGCUCAUCAAAAAUGCAAAAAUAAAGGGCAUGCAAACGUGAAAAGCCUAUUUUACAAAUAUCAGAUGCAAUCAGCGAAUGGAAAUUUCGUAAAAUCAUCAUUGUUUGGUUUUCCAGUAGACUGAAAUUGCUGCUACGGGCCAGCAAGAUUUUGCGAAGUCUCAGACAUGUCAAAAGAUAGCACUCUCGAAGUUUGAAUAAAAGAAAUCCCUCUUCACGGAGCAAUUCUCUCUUAUAUUGUUGACUCAAUAGAAACCAUUUCUACUGAUUUUUCUGAGCAAGAACUAUUGUUUUUCAACCCAAAAGACAUGUUCAGUGUAAUUGAGUCAUGUCACGUCAUGAAUAAAUCUGAAGACACAAUUUGCUAUCUUCUGGCAAGGUAUCUGAUUCAUCACCCUGAUGAAUGUGCAGGAAUCAUCGAAACUUUAAGGAUGUACUCUAUGAGCUUGGAAAUGCUCCAAACAGUAAGUAAUCUACCUUACUUUGACUCACUCCCUGAUACCUUCAAGACCAAAGUCUUGAAAGAAUUCGGGACAAGAGUGACUCCAAAACUGGAGAAACUGGAGCUUCCAAGCAGCAGAAGUGUCCUGAGGGUCUUGAACUCAAAUUCACUUAAUAUGAGAUAA
Blepharisma stoltei is the source of this 1377-nucleotide messenger RNA. The record is from the annotation of a GenBank genome assembly. Lineage: Eukaryota; Ciliophora; Heterotrichea; Heterotrichida; Blepharismidae.